UGGGUCAGCACGCGCGGAUGCGGGCCUGGGGGAGUGGGUAGAGUGGCGAGGGAGUCCGCUCUUAUAAAUCAAACCACCCUGAAACGGGAGUUCACUGCUGGCGAGACUGUCGUGGGUGACGGACGGGCACACAACGCGCUGCAGACUUCAUCAGGUGAAUAUACAGUUUGACAUGGCGGCUCUGUUCAGUUUAUUGUUGUUCACUUGUGUGGCUAGUCUGGCCGCAGCAGCCGCAUUGAAUAACGGGGUGCACUUCUUCUCGAUUCAAAUGACAGAAGCCGAUAAAACGUACAAUGCUCCGACAUUACCUGAACUUGUCAAAAGCCUUGGUCUGAAUGCCUUGUACGACAGUGUCGUUAAGGCCAAGCUUGCAGAUGCCCUAUCAUCAAAAGGCCCUUUCACACUCUUCGCACCCACCGACGCUGCUUUUGCGGCGAUGCCCGACUGGGAGAAGGAAGCGACGAGCAACAUCACGAUCUUGACAAAGAUUCUCAAGUACCACGUGCUCAACGGCAAAGUCUUGUCGUCAGACCUCAAGAACGAACUUCUGGUGCCUACCCUGGAGGGACAGGAAGUGAGACUCAACAUCUACCCGAACAGUGUUGUCACAGUUCAGUGCUCGCCCAUUGAUCUCAACAACGUGGACAAGCUGGCCUCGAAUGGGGUGUUACACGAGAUCAGUCGGGUGAUGCUGCCACCUGCCGGAACGGUAGUCGACGCCAUCGCCGCCUGUCCAGUGUUCCAGGACCUCAAGCUGGCUGUGGGCGUGGCUGGCCUAGAUGCAGCACUUCGGGCAGAGGGACCGUACACAGUCUUUGCUCCAACAGACAAGGCUUUUGAGCAACUACCUCCAGGAGCUUUGGAUAAUCUACUAAAAAACAAGACAGCACUUACUGAAGUGUUGCUGUACCACGUGGUUAAGAACACCUACUGCAGCGCUGGAUUGUCCUCCGUCAGCACCCUUACCACCCUCGGCGGCAAAGACCUCAGCAUUGCUGUGACUGAAGAUGCAAUCAAAGUCAACAAUGCCAAGGUGCUGCCUGGCGCUGCUGAUGGCAGUGUCUCCAACGGUGUCGUCCAUGCCAUCGACGCUGUCCUCUUACCUCCGGAGAUAAGAUCUCGACCUGUUUCUCAACUAAACCAGCUUUGAUUUCAUCUCUUUUUAGUGUUCGUGAAUGUGAAUUUGAGUGACCACAUUACAAUACCUGAAGUUUCUGAACUAAAUGAAUGCUUGUAUCUGUUAGUGUUACAGAGUGAACAACACUGUUUUGUAUUCGGUUACGUAUUCUUUUUUUCUAUUCGUUGUAUAUUUUCAUAGUUUUUGCAUUGAAAAUAAACUUGAUCUUCCAUAAA
This is a messenger RNA of Pomacea canaliculata, 1353 nucleotides long. Its product is annotated as transforming growth factor-beta-induced protein ig-h3-like. The coding region runs from base 173 to 1150 and encodes 325 amino acids. The record is from RefSeq and is a predicted model, not a curated record. Gene Ontology annotation, cellular component: extracellular matrix. Gene Ontology annotation, molecular function: cell adhesion molecule binding. The transcript has 7 exons. Lineage: Eukaryota; Metazoa; Mollusca; Gastropoda; Architaenioglossa; Ampullariidae. Gene Ontology annotation, biological process: cell adhesion; extracellular matrix organization.